This is a messenger RNA of Hydra vulgaris (swiftwater hydra), 1884 nucleotides long. RefSeq lists its product as uncharacterized. NCBI's taxonomy places the organism in Eukaryota, Metazoa, Cnidaria, Hydrozoa, Anthoathecata, Hydridae. The record is from RefSeq and is a predicted model, not a curated record.
AUGGCGUUAAACAGAUUACAAAAUACGGAAAAACGGCUAAUGAAAAACAAAAGUCUAGGAGAAGAGUACAAUAAUAUUAUUAAGCAGUAUCAAGAAAAGGGAUACUUGGAGAAAAUCAAUAAAAGGGAUCUUGGAGAUGGUUGGUACUUACCACAUUUUCCAAUUCUUCGUCCUGAUAAAUCAACUGCAAAAGUCAGAAUUGUGUUUGAUGGAUCUGCAAAAUAUAAUGGUAAAUCAAAUAAUGAUGUUAUUUAUCAAGGUCCAAAACUUCAACAAGACCUUGUGACUGUUUUGCUGAGAUUUCGAAAAUACCCAGUGGCUUUAGCUUGUGAUAUAGCAGAAAUGUAUUUAAAAAUUGGAAUACAUAAAGAUGACCAAAGGUACCAACGAAUUUUAUGGAGAAACCUAGAUUCAACUGCCGAGCCUGAGGUAUUUCAGUUUAAUCGGCUCGUAUUUGGAAUCAACUCAGCGCCCUUUAUGGCUCAAUUUGUAACGCAAGAACACGCAGGAAAGUAUGCAAAAAAAUUUCCUUUGGCUUCUGAAGCUGUUCUUGAAGCAACUUACAAGGACGACACAAUAACUUCUGUAGUUGAUGAAAAAGUAGGAAUUCAAUUAUACAAGGAACUCACGCUACUAUGGGGUUCAGCAGGAAUGUUUGCACAAAAGUGGCUUUCAAACUCGGUUGAAGUUCUUAAAAUAACACCAGAAAAUGAUCGUGCAGAACAUAUAAAUUUAGAUUCUGGAAAAUUGCCUGCAAUGAAAACACUUGGAGUUGUCUGGAAAGCAAAACCUGAUUUAUUUAGUUUUCGUUCUGUAACAACCGAAGAAAAUACGGAACUGUGGAUUGAUGGAAUUGAGUGGGAUGAUGCAGUUCCGGAUAGGAUUGCAAAUAAUGUUGAUCAAUGGUUUCAAGAACUAAACGAUCUCCCAAAGCGUCUUCUAAAGCUUACGGUGCUGUUGCUUACCAACAAUGUUUAUAUGAUACAGGAGAAUCUUAAUGUUUUAUGGUGGAUAAAAAAUCAAAGUCGAAAGUUGAAACCAUUUGUUGCCAACCGUGUUGGAUUCAUUCAAUCAAAAACUGAGCUAAAACAAUGGAGAUACAUACCAACAAAAACUAAUGUAGCUGAUUUACUAACAAGAGGAACAACAGUUAAAGAAUUAGAAAGCAAUUAUGUAUGGUGCCAUGGACCAAGUUUCCUUAAUUCUUUAGAAGAAAAAUGGCCACAGAAUCACAUUGAAGUUACACAAGAGGCUUCAAUUGAAGUGAAGAAAAAUUCAGUAUUAAUGAAUUUUGCAUUAUCCACUGAAGGUGAUAUAGCAGCUGAUGAAUAUCAUGAAAGCGAAAAAGAAAUCAUAGCUAAAGCUCAAAAAGAAAGCUUUAAAGAAGAAUAUAGCAACAUUGAAAAAGGAAAACCGAUAUCGAUAUCAAGCAAAAUUAUUUCUUUAAAUCCGCAAAUUGACGAAGACGGAUUAUUGCGAUCUUGCAGUCGAUUGCAAAAUCCCCAUUACUUACCCUACGAUGUCAAGUAUCCAAUCAUUUUGCCGAGAGGACAUACAAUAACAAAGUUGAUUGUCAAGUAUUACCAUGACGAAGCCAAUCAUGUGAUGGGAACAAAUCAAUUAUUAACAAAACUAUCAGAACGAUAUUGGGUAAUACGAGGACGAAAAGAAAUCCGAGAUGCAGAAGCAAAAUGCAACAAAUGUAAAUUAAGAAGAUGUAAACCUGCUCAACAGCUAAUGGCCCCUUUACCAGCAAUGCGCUUUAAAGAACCACUACGUGCGCUUGCUAGAAUUGGUAUCGAUUUUGCUGGUCCAUUUCUUACUAUGCUACCCCAAGAUGAAAAGCUCAAAAGAACUUUGGAAUGGUUUUUUGAAUUAAUUUAG